ACUCUAGGUCUCCAUAACAAUAAAUUACGCAAAAGCUCCGUUGCAUUAACAUUCACUUUCAACAGUUCAUUCAAAUGGUGUAAUUCUGGCACGCCCAUUGUCUGAAGUUAGCUCAGGAGUGACACGCUGUGAAACCGAGUGGCGGCAAAAAGAUGGCAGAAGUUGUGCACAUGAUUGACAGCGAGGUUUUCCUGGCCUUCUCCACAUAUGCAACCAUAGUCGUUCUCAAAAUGAUGCUUAUGAGCUUCAUGACCUCAUACUUUCGCAUGACAAAAAAGGCUUUUUCAAACCCGGAGGACACCAACUUGUCGGCGAAAGCAUCAGAAGACAGGAAGAAGUUGGUCAGGGUUGAUCCGGAUGUAGAAAGAGUGCGACGGUGCCAUUUGAAUGAUCUGGAAAACAUUGUUCCCUUUGUGGUGAUCGGUCUUCUGUAUGCACUCACGGGGCCGGAUCUCUCCACAGCUCUGUUGCACUUUCGGGUGUUUGUGGGGUCACGUUUCGUCCACACCGUGGCCUAUGUGAUGGCUGUGCCCCAGCCUACCAGAGCUCUGGCCUUUGCUGUGGGGUUGUUCACAACUUUUUCCAUGGCUUACCGGGUGCUCACCACAUCACUUUUUCUCUAAUUGAUAGCAUUCAAUUCAUUUAAAACAAUAUAGUUUUAAUUUACAUGCUUUUUGCAGUCUUACAUCAAAGAAAAUGCAUUUAGGUACCAAUUGCAAUGCUGUUUUUGUGUUACUUUGUCCUAUAAGUGCACUUUAUAGUGUGAAUGAAACGUAAAAUACAGCUUACAACUGCUGAUAAUAUUUAAUUAAUGUAAUCUUUAACUCCUGACACACAUUUGAGGAUGAGACUAAAGCUUUGACCCGUACUGUACACUGAAUAGACAUUUGUUUUUUGUUACUUAUUAAUCACGAUAAGAGCAACAACUUUGGAUUGUGUCAGAUAAUGAGGCCUAUGUAAGUUUGUGUGCUUUUCAGUUUCUCAAAGUAAAAUGUUUAAUUUGCAUUAGCAUCAUUUUAGCAUUUUAAUAUCCAUUGAAUGACAACAAAAAGUUUUAAUGGAUUUUAAUAAAGUUUGAAAAUUAAAA
Molecule: messenger RNA, 1087 nt
Organism: Labeo rohita (rohu)
Lineage: Eukaryota; Metazoa; Chordata; Actinopteri; Cypriniformes; Cyprinidae
Gene: mgst1.1
Product: microsomal glutathione S-transferase 1.1
Exons: 4
Coding region: 153-623 (156 amino acids)
Cellular component (GO): mitochondrion; membrane
Molecular function (GO): glutathione transferase activity
Source: RefSeq, a predicted model, not a curated record